Messenger RNA from Jaculus jaculus (lesser Egyptian jerboa), 1535 nucleotides. RefSeq names its product proteasome 26S subunit, non-ATPase 13 (gene Psmd13). Gene Ontology annotation, biological process: ubiquitin-dependent protein catabolic process. Gene Ontology annotation, molecular function: structural molecule activity. Gene Ontology annotation, cellular component: cytosol; proteasome regulatory particle, lid subcomplex; nucleus. Lineage: Eukaryota; Metazoa; Chordata; Mammalia; Rodentia; Dipodidae. Bases 75 to 1205 code for a protein of 376 amino acids. The record is from RefSeq and is a predicted model, not a curated record. The transcript has 13 exons.
GUGAGUGAGCACUUCCGUCCGCCAUCCGUGCGGCGCUCAGACCCUGUGGUCGCUGUCCCCAUCGUUCCGCAGACAUGAAGGACGUGCCUGGUUUCUUGCAGCAGAGCCAGAGCUCCGGGCCGGGCGAGGCGGCCGUGUGGCACCGCUUGGAGGAACUCUACACGAAGAAGUUGUGGCAUCAGCUGACACUUCAGGUGCUUGAGUUUGUGCAGGACCCGUGUUUUGCUCAAGGAGAUGGUCUCAUUAAGCUUUAUGAAAACUUCAUCAGCGAGUUUGAACACAGGGUGAACCCUUUGUCCCUGGUAGAAAUAAUUCUUCAUGUGGUUAGACAGAUGACUGAUCCCAAUGUGGCUCUUACUUUUCUGGAGAAAACUCGUGAAAAGGUAAAAAGUAGUGAUGAGGCAGUGAUCCUCUGUAAAACAGCAAUUGGAGCACUAAAGUUAAACAUCGGAGACCUACAGGCUACAAAGGAAACAAUUGAAGAUGUUGAAGAGAUGCUGAACAGCCUCCCUGGUGUGACCUCAGUUCACAGUCGUUUCUAUGAUCUCUCCAGUAAAUACUAUCAAACAAUUGGAAACCAUGCGUCCUAUUACAAAGAUGCCUUGCGGUUUCUGGGCUGUGUCGACAUCAAGGAUCUACCAGUGCCAGAACAGCAAGAGAGAGCCUUCACGUUGGGGCUUGCAGGACUUCUCGGCGAGGGAGUCUUUAACUUUGGAGAACUCCUCAUGCACCCCGUGCUGGAGUCGCUGAGGAGCACUGACCGGCAGUGGCUGAUUGACACCCUGUAUGCCUUCAAUAGUGGUGAUGUAGACAAAUUCCAGACGCUGAAGACCGCUUGGGGCCAGCAGCCUGACUUAGCAGCCAAUGAAGCCCAGCUUCUCAGAAAGAUCCAGUUGUUGUGCCUUAUGGAGAUGACUUUCACACGGCCAGCCAACCACAGACAACUCACAUUUGAAGAAAUUGCCAAAAGUGCUAAAAUCACUGUGAAUGAGGUGGAGGUGCUGGUAAUGAAGGCCCUCUCUGUGGGGCUGGUGAGGGGCAGCAUAGACGAGGUGGACAAGCGGGUUCACAUGACCUGGGUGCAGCCCCGUGUGCUGGAUUUGCAGCAGAUCAAGGGGAUGAAGGACCGCUUGGAGCUGUGGUGCACGGACGUAAGGAGCAUGGAGAUGCUGGUGGAACACCAGGCGCAGGACAUCCUCACCUAAGGCCCUGUUGCCCUGCGGUCCUGCCUCACCCAUGAGGCAUUUCUGUAGCCAGUGAAACUGGCAACAUUGAGCUGGGCUGGGGGUUGGGAUCCUGCUGAGAGUAGGAAUGUUCCUGCUCUAAAGGCAGAGGACUGUCUUUGAUAGGGGUGUGGCCACUUGGAGAACCUGCAGUCUUGUAACCUGCCGUGAGGGCAAUAGUCCUCCAGGCCCAGGUGAUGAGAGACAGCAAGAGAUUGGGGACAAAGCGAUAAGCCACCCACAUCCGCCUGAGAGUAUCUUUUCCAACAUGGUUUAAGAAUUCUGUAAUAAAUGCCUUUGCUUUGUCCUGUU